Molecule: messenger RNA, 2016 nt
Organism: Sungouiella intermedia
Lineage: Eukaryota; Fungi; Ascomycota; Pichiomycetes; Serinales; Metschnikowiaceae
Source: the annotation of a GenBank genome assembly
AUGGCUUCCGGCGGGAAGCUCCCCGAUACGGUGAAGUCUCCGUUGCAUCGAUUACAAUCGGCGAUUGUCAAGGACAUGUCGUUUGGCGCCUCGCGGGAUACUGACCACUCCACAACCCCAUCGAGAUCCCGAAUAGUUGACCAUCCUAACUUCGAUUCAGAAAGCGUAUAUUCGUUCGACUCAGUGUCGACCAGCGGACGUCUACUUGACCGCCUCGACUUGGACUCCGAAGACUAUUACGAUGACGACGAUUUCUCCAGAAGAAGAGAGUCGUUUGCUUCUAUUCAGUCGACUGGAAGACUCUUAGACCGGUUGGGACUAGAUGAGAAUUCUGAUGAGCUGACUGGGGUAAUGUCGCCCUCUGAUCGCUACAAGCCCAUUUUGGCCAACUCUUCGAGCAAUUUGGAGCGUAUGAAGUCGUCCAGCAGCCUCCCCUCUCGCACACCCUCGGGAAGAAUGCCUUUAAAAUCUGCCUCACACAAGGUUGUGCAGCAGAAGGGCAAUUUCUCUGUGGACUCGCUUCAAGGAGACGUUGCGUCCUUAUCCCACAGUUCUGCAACAUCAAUUCCACUGCUGGAUAGUAGUUCGGGGUCUUCGACAACCGUGCCGCAUACUCCCAUGCGUAUCAACUCCAAAUCUAAGUCAUUUCCCAGCGAAACAUCCAUUCCUGAAACAGGUUCGGACUCUUCUGGCGAUAGAGGAACUUCAGCACUGUCGCUGCCUACCAUUUAUGGCCACAAUCUGCGGAAUGUGACUCCCAAGUUGAUUCAGGGCCAGUUUGGUCUGCCUGGAGGUCAGUAUGGUCUGCCUGGAGGUCAGUAUGGUCUGCCAAGUGGCCAGUUUGGACUGCCCAGUGACCAUAAAUCCAUUCAAAAGAGCAACAGUUAUAUCCAGCAUAUGACCCAGAACCAAAAUCAGCAUAAUUACCAGGUUCAGGGCCUGAGCAAGGGCCACAGGCCGGCAUAUCAUCAACACCAAAAUCUGGGUCUGAGCUUGAAUUCCUAUCAUCAAAACCAAAACCAAAACCAUAGUCAUCAUUUCGCUGUGCGUCAGAACCUGCCAAAUUAUCAUCAAACCCAGCAAAGUUAUCAACAGACCUUGCAACAUCACCAGCAAAACCUGCCAAAUUAUCAUCUGAGUCUGCAAAGUCAUCAACAGACCCUGCAUUACCAUCAGCAGAUUCUGCUGCCUUACACCCACCACAACUCGCCAGAUAAAAGAAACAUAUCGGGCUCUUCUAACACGUCUAAUACUUCACUUGAGAAUGGCAUACCCAUGUUUAACCCGAGCUCUCGGUUUGAUCCUUCACUUGAAGCUUCCACUAAGAAAGCCAUACAACUGCGGAUGCUUGGAAAUCAUCGCGAAGCGUCGUACCAGCUCCAAAUUAGUGCUUCCCCACCAUACAAUUAUCCAAAGGCUAUGUAUCUCUAUGCUCAGGCACUAAAGCUUGGGCAAGGGGUCAAACUUAAUGAGGCGCUGGCUGUGAAAUGGCUCUGCCGAUGCGUAUUGGUAUCAUACAUCAUAGAAACCACAGCAUUGGAUGAGCCCAGCUUGUCAAAAUACGUCUCUCGUCUCAACGAACUUCCUCCUGGUGAACUAUUGAAACUCGUCAAGCAGAAUAUAGAUUCAGACAACCUUGACCCAUUCGUCAUCUUCGACGAGUUUCUGAGUUACCCAUCCUCUACCGUCACUAGAAUAGUCACUAGCAAUCUGAAGGAUGGAAAUACGGUGGGCGGAGCAUACUAUCAACUAGGAAAGAGCUUGAUCCAAGGUUCUGGUGUACCUAAAGACGAGGUGGGUGCAAGGCUUGUAUUUGCCAAAUCGGCCUCUUUAGGGUAUGGAGAUGCAAUGGUUGCCCUAGGAGAGCUCUGGAGCUCCAAGUCUAAGCAUUUUAAAAAAGACUUGACAGUAGCUGCACUGUGGUUGCGAAUCGGAGAGAUGUUUGGUAAGAAAGACUUGGGGAACAGCUGGAUCUACAAGGAAAAGUACAUGGAGCGGCCAAGGGUGAAGAAAUGA